GGAAGAUCCUCAACAUGGCUCGAAGCAUGCUAAAAACAAAGAAUAUGCCUAAAGAUUUUUGGGCUGAAGCUGUGGAUUGUGCUGUCUAUCUUCAAAAUCGCUGCCCCACGAAGAGUCUCGAUGGAAAAACUCCACAAGAAGCAUGGCAUGGAGGUAAACCUGGAGUCUCACACUUGAGAGUAUUUGGAUGCAUUGCAUAUGCGCAUGUACCCGAUCAGACUAGGUCAAAACUUGACGACAAGAGUGAGAAGUUUAUAUUCAUUGGAUAUGAUAAACACUCAAAAGGGUACAAACUCUACAAUCCGGAUUUGAAAAAGCUUAUAAUAAGUCGUGAUGUGGAGUUUGAUGAAGAAGGCUUAUGGGAUUGGAGCAUUGGUGACAAAGAAGAUUAUAGUCUCUUGCCUCCCAUGGAAUAUGAAGAAGAAGUUGAAGAAAAUCAUGAAAAUACAACUCCUCCACCAUCUCCCACUCAAGCUCAAGCUUCAUCACCAAGUUCGGAUGAAAGAGAAAUACCACGCAUGAGAAGCAUUGAAGAGCUUUACGAGGUAACACAAAAUUUGAACUCAAAUGAUGAACUUACACUCUUUUGUCUAUUUGGUGAUUGUGAGCCACUAAGUUUUCAAGAAGCCACAAGAAACAAGAAAUGGAGAGAUGCAAUGGAUGACGAGAUCAAGUCAAUCGUGAAGAAUAAAACAUGGGAGCUUGCCACACUUCCACCAAAACAUAAAGCAAUUGGAAUGCAAUGGAUGACGAGAUCAAGUCAAUCGUGAAGAAUAAAACAUGGGAGCUUGCCACACUUCCACCAAAACAUAAAGCAAUUGGAGUGAAAUGGGUAUUUAAGAUCAAGAAAAAUGCAAAAGGAGAAGUUGAGAAGUACAAGGCAAGACUAGUGGCCAAAGGCUACGCCCAGAGACAUGGCAUUGAUUAUGAAGAAGUAUUUGCGCCCGUGGCUAGAUUAGAAACAAUAAGAUUGAUAAUUGCAUUCGCGGCUCACAACAAGUGGAAGAUACAUCAAAUGGAUGUCAAGUCUGCAUUCUUAAAUGGGUUCAUAGAAGAAGAAGUCUACAUUGAGCAACCCGAAGGUUACAAAGUCAAAGGGCAAGAAGGUAAAGUGUUGAGGCUAAGUAAGGCUCUUUAUGGGCUUAAACAAGCACCAAGAGCUUGGAAUAGUAGAAUUGAUCAAUACUUCCAAGCUAAUGGAUUCGUGAAAUGUCCGCAAGAACAUGCUCUAC
Cuscuta europaea is the source of this 1232-nucleotide messenger RNA. The record is from the annotation of a GenBank genome assembly. NCBI's taxonomy places the organism in Eukaryota, Viridiplantae, Streptophyta, Magnoliopsida, Solanales, Convolvulaceae.